CAGUAGGGCUACCCCCAUACUAGUGCUAACGGAGUUUUUACAAGCAGAAGUGUGAUACGGAUGUGGGUAACAACAUUUUGAUACAGAGUUCUGGAACUUUGCGCCUUCGUUGGGGAUGCAUAAUAAGGAGGGUUAAUUGGAGAUAUGAACCCAGAAGAGCAGACGGUUACGUGGCUGAUAUCAUUAGGGGUACUUAAUUCACCCAAGAAGAACAUAGCUGACCCAGAGGAAUUUCUGAAAACAUCUCUGAAAGAUGGGGUCGUCCUAUGCAAACUUAUGGAGCGGCUCGUCCCCGGCUCUGUUCCAAAGUACUGUCAGGAUCCGAGAAACGAAGCCGACUGCAUCGUUAAUAUCAAGGAGUUUUUGAGAGGAUGUACAUCCUUGAAAGUAGAGGGAUUUGAACCAGAGUGCCUGUACACUGGGGAGAACUUUAACAAAGUGCUGACCACUCUGCUGGGAGUCAACUUUGCCACCCAAGACUGUGGCACUGAGAGGUCAUGUCCCCAGUCCGGCACAUCCGCUCCUAGUCAGUCCACCUCUUCCCACACACUCUCCUCAACCAAGUCCAAGUCCUUGCGCAGACCAUCCAAACCAGUGGAGAUGUCGGAGAACGGCGGGGGCGGGCUGCUGCUGGUGAAGGCGCGCUUUCAAUUCAAGCAGAAUAACGAGGAUGAGCUGUCCUUCAACAAGGGAGACCUGAUCGGUGUGUCACGCCAGGAGGAGGGCGGCUGGUGGGAGGGCACGCUCAACGGCAAGACGGGCUGGUUCCCCAGCAACUAUGUCCGCGAGGUCAAGCCCUGUGAUAAGCCUGUGUCUCCUAAAGCCACUCAACUUACCAAGAACUACUACAGUGUGGUGGUGCAAGACAUCCAGGAGCAUGAGCGGGAGUUUGUCAAGGAGCUGCAGACAGUCUUGAGCUCUUACCUACGACCUCUACUGGCAAGCGACAAGCUGAGUGUUACAGACAGUGGCAUUCUGGGCGCUAACCUGGAGGAGAUCCUCACCUUCCAGCAGGGCCUGGUUCUGGCUCUGGAGGAGUGUACCAAGGUUCCAGAGAGCCAGCAGCGAGUGGCUGCCUGCUACCUCAACCUGAUUGGUCAGAUCAGGAUGCUGUACCUGUCCUACUGCUCCAGUCACCCUUCAGCUGUCUGCGUACUCACUGACCACAGUGAGGAGCUGGGUACGUUUAUGGAGAGCCAGGGGGCCAGUACGCCAGGCAUCCUGACCCUGACCACCAGCCUGAGUAAACCCUUCAUGAGGCUGGACAAGUACCCCGUCCUGCUGCAGGAGCUGGAGAGACACGUGGAGGAGGCUCACCCGGACUACAGUGACAUCUUGAAGGCAACGGUGGCCUUUAAGAGCUUGGUGACCCAGUGUCAAGACCUGCGGAAGCGUAAGAACCUGGAACUACAGAUCCUGUCAGAGCCAGUGAGAGGCUGGGAGGGAGACGGAAUGAAGUCUCUGGGUCACGUGGCCUACAUGUCCCAGGUGCACAUGCAGAACGGGACCAAUGAGGAGAAAGAGGAGCGCUAUCUCAUGAUGUUUCCCAGUGUUCUCGUCAUGCUGUCUGCUAGUCCGCGGAUGAGCGGCUUCAUAUACCAGGGAAGGCUGCCACUGACGGGCUCCACGGUCUCCAGACAGACAGACGACACAGAGAAUGGCCACUAUGCCUUUGAUAUCACAGGGAGCAUGUUUGAUCGUGUCACAGUGAUCUGCAGUAACCCCCAGGAACUGCAGGACUGGCUGGACCAUCUCAAUACCUACACCAAAGGCGGAAGCCCUGUGGGCACCAUAAUCAGGAACGAGGGGGGGAAACCGCUCAGUAUGGUGGGCACUCCCACUCACCAGUCCCACCUGCCCAUCUUCAUCACCCCCAGCCAGGCCAACCGGGGACCACUGGAACCCCCCAAGACCACCAAACCCUGGUCCCUGAGCUGCCUGCGUCCUGCCCCGCCCCUCAAGCCCUCUGCUGCACUGGGCUACAAGGAGAGAAUGUCUUAUAUAUUGAAGGACUCCGGGAAAAGUCCGAGGCCCAUUAAGAAGUUCCUCCCGAAACGCAAAACGGAACGAAAACCUUCCGACGAUGAGUUCCUCCUGCGGAAAAGUACAGCUGCUCUGGAGGAGGAUGCACAGAUUCUGAAGGUGAUCGAGUCCUACUGCACAGGGGCCAGCCUGCAUCAGAACAACACGGCGGUGAGGAAAGAUUCUGUCCCUCAGGUCCUGCUGCCGGAGGAAGAGAAGAUGAUGGUGGAAGAGAUGAAGAACAACGGUCAGACCAUCAUAGAGGAGAAGAGUCUGGUUGAUGCAGUGUACGCUUUAAAGGAUGAGGUCCAUGAAUUAAAGAAGGAGAGUAAGUGGAUCAAGCAAUGUCUGGAGGAUGAGCAGAAGUCUCGUAAGGAGCUGGAGAGAGUGGUCAGGAAGCUGGCCAAGCAGAAGAACGACUGUGCCUGGGAGGAUGGAGACCACUGAACAACCCCAAACACCUAUCCAUUUACCUAUCCCGCGUGUGUGUGUGUGUGUGUGUGUGUGUGUGUGUGUGAGAGUGUGUGUGAGAGUGUGUGUGAGAGUGUGUGUGAGAGUGUGUGUGAGAGUAAGUGAGCAGUGUGUGACUGUGUGCAGUGUGUCCAUGCUUCCAUCUCUACAACACAGAAGGGUUGGAUUAAUUUAGCUGGACUCUGGUUUGAACAACUCUGUUCUGAUGCUUGGCCUCACAUGCUGAACUAUUCAUUAUCUGUCUUCCUGAUCCAACCCUGUUGGAGGAUUUUCAAGUCAUAACCAUGGGUCUUACUCAAGCACCCGGAAAAGCUAACUGAGACCAAUGGGAGGGGAAUUAACCAGAAUCGAAAAUUCUGAUUGGUUGCAUCCCUUCUGCUGCCACUGUAAUUGGUCAACUCUGAUGGAACCAUUUUGGACAAAGGAUAAAUAACUAGUACUGCAGUGUCACCAGCUGCAUCGCCACUCUGGACUACUGUGUCUACAUUUCAAUAGGAAAUCUAAUGGGUGCGAGAAGCCUUCUUUUCGGUACAAUGGGUGUUUUCUUGCAUGCACUUGUUUCAGCGGGAGAGCGACUCCUUCCACCAUAACUAGGGCUCAUCUGUCCCACUCUACAUCUGUUACAGCAUUGUUUGGCGUUUGUUUGGAUUUGAGGACACCCCCGCAGCCUCGUGGGGGAAGAGAGAAGCUUGCAUCGAGUUUCAGUGAACACAAUUGGCAUUUUGCGAUUGCACAUUCUAGACGUGAGACUCUGCAUCUCCAAGAUAUUUUGUAGGCUUUAGCUUUUCAUUUCAGAUAGGUGAGACCUUUCCAUAGACUAUCAAAACGGUCUUCCAGCUCAUGGAGAGUGGAUUUCAAUACUGUUCCAAGCUGGUAUUAAUUUGAUCGAAAAAGGUCCUUGACUGUGUACCUUACAAUCUGCAUGGGUGUACAGUAUUUCUAAGAUAGUAUUACGCAUUAGACAUGCUAAUCAAUAUAUAGUCCAAAGCUAUCAGGGAUAUAGAUAUUUAUAAACUGGGUGGUCCGAGCCCUGAAGUGCUGAUUGGCUGACAGCCGUGGUAUAUCAGACCGUAUAUCACGGGUAUGAGAGAACAUUUAUUUUUACUGCUCUAAAUACGUUGGUAGUCAGUUUAUAAUAGCAAUAAGGCACAUUUGGGUUAGUGAUAUAUGGCCAAUAUACCACGGCUAAGGGCUGUAUCAAGGCACUCUGCGUUGCGUCGUGCUUAAGAACAGCCAUUAGUCGUGGUAUAUUGGCCAUACACCCCAUCCCCUCGUGCCUUAUUUCUUAAAAGUGUAUUGUGUAUAGAAUACACACAUACUUUCUUACCGAGACGAUAUACAAAUAACAAUUCAAUACAUGUACUAAUAAUUCAUAGCUUUGCUUUAUUCUGGGGUUAAAUAAUAUAUAUUGCUUAUUUAUUUUCCAUCAAAACAUUUGUGUAGAAAAGUGUAUGUAUAUGGUACUGGAAUCCCACUUGGGGCGGUCGUUAUGGGUUUCUGCCUUUUUUUAAACUGGGUUGGAAUUCAAUCCAACCCGCACUGCAGAAACCACCUCUACAGAAUGUUAACCUCUUGAUACUCCCCAUCCGGGAUCGUGAAUAAAGCCUCAGGCUCAUUAGCAUAACGCAACGUUAACGAUUUCUGAAAAUCGCAAAUAAAAUGAAAAUAAUGCGCCUGCUCUCAAGCUUAGCCUUUUCUUAACAACACUGUCAUCUCAGAUUUUCAAAAUAUGCUUUUGAACCAUAGCAAAUCACUAAUUUGUGUAAGAGUAUGCUAAGCUAGCUUAGCAUUUUGAGUAGCAUUUAGCACGCAACAUUUUCACAAAAACCAGAUAACCAAAUAAAUAAAAUCAUUUACCUUUGAAGAGCUUCAGAUGUUUUCAAUGAGGAGACUCUCAGUUACAUAGCAAAUGUUCAGUUUUUCCUGAAAGAAUCUUUGUGUAGGAGAAAUCGCUCCGUUUUGUACAUCACAUUUGGCUACCGAAACGAACCGAAAAUUCAGUCACCAAAACGUCAAACCGAAUUAACUCCAUAAUAUCGACCGAAACAUGGCAAACGUUGUUUAGAAUCAAUCCUCAAGGUGUUUUUUCACAUAUCUCUUCAUUGAUAUGCAGUUUGUGGAAGCCUGCUUUCCCCUCAGAAUCGCAUGGAAAAAUACCAGCAGCUGAAAAAGACGCACCAAUUUCGACGGAGGACACCGGGCGGACACCUGGAAAAUGUAGUCUCUUAUGGUCAAUCUUCCAAUGAUAUGCCUACAAAUACGUCACAAUGCUGCAGACACCUUGGGAAACGACAGAAAGGGCAGGAUCAUUCCUCUCGCAUUCACAGCCAUAUAAGGAGACAAUGGAAAACGGAGCCUCAAAAAUCCUGCUGGUUUCCUGGUUGCCGUUUCAUCUUGGUUUUGCCUGUAGCUCCCGUUCUAGGGCACCCACAGACAAUAUCUUUGCAGUUCUGGAAAAUUCAGUGUUUUCUUUCCAAAGCUAUCAAUUAUAUGCAUAGUCGAGCAUCUUUUUGUGGCAAAAUAUCUUGUUUAAAACGGGAACGUUUUUCAUCCAAAAAUGAAACUGCGCCCCUAGAGUUUCAAGAGGUUAACCUUGUUCUGGUGCUAAGGGGGAAAAGUUUAAGUGGUCUUAUUUAUUGGUCAUUGUCCAUUGGGGAAGACAAAACAACUCAGUUUGAUUUUUAGAAUUUGGUACGACAGGAACAUUCUUAUUGGUAUGUGGUAGGCUAUGUCCCACAUUUUGAGUUUGGUAUAAAUUCCGAGAAAGUGUCAUUACAUUUAACAUCAGUGUUCUGGGCCUGUAUUCACAAAGCAUCAUAGAGUAGGAGUGCUGAUCUAUAAUCAAGCCCCUCCUGUCCAUAUGAUUUUAAUUAUGGUCUAAAAGGGAAUAAAUGAUCCUAGAUCAGUACUUCGAUUCUCAGACACUUUAGGAAUACCGUCCCUCGUCUCAGUCAUUAUUAUGCUUCCUUCCCAUAUUGGAACUAAUCCAGGCAGAGGGAAAGAUGUCCCCACUUUGAUUGUGUUGUUGGAGAGUGUAUAGAGUGAGUCAGUGUGAGUAGUGUAGGAGAAGAAGUGAUCAAGUGCCUCCUGAUCCACUUUACGAGGAGGGAUAAAUUAAGUGACAGGGAUUAAAUGGGUUUUCUGGUAAAUCGCCCAGGUUGGUUCUUAUGUCAUGUUUUCACAUUUCAAUGCGUUUGACGGCACUGGUUGGAUGUUCAUGGGGAGAGGUAAGGGUAUUAUAACAAUUCAGUGUGGAUUCGGGCUUUGGUGCCCUAUGUCAGGGAUUUCCAAACUCCCAAACUCGGUCCUGCCCCCCCCCGGUGCACAUUUAGUUUUUUUUUUACCCGAGCACGACACAGCUAAUUCAAAUAACCAUUUGAUUAUUUGAAUCCGCUGUGUAGUGCUAGGGCAAAAACCGAAACGUGCACCCGGGGGGGAGGGGGGGGGGGGGAGGGGGCCCAGGACCGAGUUUGAGAAUCCCUGCCUUAUGUCAAGGCCUUAGGUGAGAAAUGAUUCAUUGCAGUCACAGCACUUCAUCCCAGGAUUAUAUGUAGUGCAUGCACAGUAACACCUGAUGCCAACCUCCUACUGCACUGCAGAGCAAUAGUAACAGUAAAAAACUUGCAUUAAGUGACUGCUUCAGUUUGACUGUUUUACUUUACAGCAGGGUUUCCCAACUGGCGGUUAUUUUGGCCCCCCAAGUAUUUUUUUAUUUGUUGUUAUUAGAAUUUUUGUUGUUGGACAUAAGACUGUAAAAACAGCAUGAAAUCAGCACCAAUUGAUAAACACUUCAGAUAUCUGUUCCCAAGUAUUCUCACGCAUAAUAGAGACCUGUGAUCGUAUACAAAUGUAAGGUUUUGAAUAAUAUUUGACUAAAACAUAUCUGUUUGGGCUUCUUGCGGUCAACUUGUAGUCUAAACAUUAUUUGUAAGUAAGUUCAGGCCCCCCAACCAGACACUCAAGAAAAAAUAUUAGCCUGUGGCUUUAAAGUGUCACUCUGAAACGGUCAGUUGGGCAAAGUAGACCCAGGAUGUAUGAAGAAAUCAUGUGCAGUGAUGACUCCUCCUUUGCCCCUUAACCAAAAUGGGCCUGUCUCAGCAGUGUGUUCUCUCUAGUCAUGAUGGAUAGCAGCAUACUGGAACACACGGUUGUGUUCAGGUCCCGCUGUCAAUGUCAGCUCAGUUCUGCAUGUUUUGUCACCUGUACAAAUGUCCUUCAGUAUCAUUUAUCAUUUAUCAUUCAUGUUUUAUUGCUAAGAUUAUUAUUAUUAUUACAUCAAUAUUUGUAUUGAAUAGUUUUCAUACAGUGUUUUAUAAUGUUUAAUGCCUGAAAGCCUAAGUGAGCACUUGGAGAGAUAUAACCUAUCCCAUCCUUGUCAUCGAGACUUGUCAGACUGCUCCACGUGUAUCGUUUAAAAAAAGUUAUUCUAUGCAAAAGUAUGACUGUUAGAAGUAUUGUAAGUCUUUUUUUUGUAGCGGCUGCAUACUUUUAUGUUAUGCUUUCAGUAUGCUCAUUAUUUGAAUAAAAAUGUAACGCAAACCAUA
Oncorhynchus masou masou (cherry salmon) is the source of this 7037-nucleotide messenger RNA. Its product is annotated as rho guanine nucleotide exchange factor 6-like. Gene Ontology annotation, molecular function: guanyl-nucleotide exchange factor activity; protein binding. Gene Ontology annotation, biological process: lamellipodium assembly. The record is from RefSeq and is a predicted model, not a curated record. The transcript is spliced from 22 exons. The coding region runs from base 145 to 2469 and encodes 774 amino acids. Gene Ontology annotation, cellular component: cytoplasm; lamellipodium. NCBI's taxonomy places the organism in Eukaryota, Metazoa, Chordata, Actinopteri, Salmoniformes, Salmonidae.